UGUGUUAUUUUAGUGUACUAUAUGCUGCUCUCAGGGCUGCAGUUCUCAAUAGAUUCAUUUUACUGUGUUAUUUUAGUGUACUAUAUGCUGCUCUCAGGGCUGCAGUACUCAAUAGAUUCAUAUGACUAUUUUAUACUGCUUCAGGUACCACUGCAGAGUAGCACAAUACCUGCGUGACUUAUUAUAGACAUGUUGCUCUUGAAGCACGAGAGCUUAUUUUAUUAGGACCUGAGCACUGAUGGUGUGAGGACCCUAUUGUAAUUGCUCAGUAAAUUAUUGUUGUUCUCUGAAAUCAUUUUUGAGGGCCUAAACAUUCUCGAAAACUCAUGAAACUUUGCACACGUGUCAGAAGUGGUGGAAAUGUAUGUCUCAUAAGGGUUUCACAAUUAGGUGUGGCAAAAUGGCUUGACAGCGGCACCUUCAAAAUGUCAAUUAAGCACAGUUCGUGCUACGUUUAACGUACAAGUAUGAAAUUCGGUUGCCCACCGGUUUUCCUAAAGCCACCGGGUGCAAAGGCCCUUUCAUCACUGCUUUCAGCUUUAAUUUUAUCCUAAUAUUUGAUGCUUUAAAAUUGGUGUCAUUGUUCUCCAUAGGUAAUGCUAAUGUUUCCAAUGUUUUAUUAUCAGCUUAUUCCUCUGCUUUCAAGGAGCAUUUCUUUCUGAGAUAAAUGAAUGUCUUACAAAUUAUGAAGUCUGGAGGACUGCAUGGAAGAGGCAUCGGAAGGAUUGGACCCUAUCCACUUUACAUGGAGAGUUUUGAAUCCCUCAUAGAAAACAACGAAGUAUCUGAUGAGAUAAUGGAUGCUUUGUUCCAUCUGUUCAGCAGGAAGCGGCCAGAUGUUUUGGCCAUCAAUAAUCAGACCCUGGGUCACAUUCUGGAGGGUGACACCCGGGCUAGGAGCAGUUAUUUUACGAAGAAGAACAUAUUUGAAAAUAAAACUAAGGUUGUUGGUCCCUUUUUGGAGGACGGGAAUCAUUGGACUUUUUUUCACUGCAGCAUUGUUGACCGUACAAUUACAUACCUUAAUUCACUUGGGGAAACAGAUGAACAAUACAACAAAAUAGCAGAAAACUGGAGCACAUUUGCUGCUUCAAAAGGCUACCAGGGGCCAUGGAAAAGAGUUCUCAGGAAACAUAGCUUACAGCAUGAUAGCAUUUCAUGUGGUGUUUUCACAGCUGUGUUUGCUGAGGCCAUACUUGGAGGCUCGGGGGGAUACCUUAUGUGCUCUCCUAUCCAGGAAGAGAGGGAGCGUCUGGGGACACUUCUCUUUAGUUCACUUGAUAGGUCAGGUAUUUGUGGUGUCUGUUUUUACAAGGUACCCAGGAAGAACAAGGAAAAAUGUUCAACAUGUUUUGUAAAUAUUCAUAAAAUCUGUCUACCUGGGAGACAGGAGGAUGCAAAGUGUCUUUUUUGCAAAGAAAAAAGCUCAGGAGAAAGAGAGGACGAACCUGAGGGACAAGACAGAUCAGGAGAAAAAGAGGAUGAACCUGAGACACAAGACAGAUCAGAAGAAAAAGAGGGUGAACCUGAGGGACAAGACAGAUCAGGAGAAAAAGAGGAUGAACCUGAGGGACAAGACAGAUCAGGAGAAAGAGAGGAUGAACCUGAGACACAAGACAGAUCAGGAGAAAAAGAGGAUGAACCUGAGACACAAGACAGAUCAGAAGAAAAAGAGGAUGAACCUGAGGGACAAGACAGAUCAGGAGAAAAAGAGGAUGAACCUGAGACACAAGACAGAUCAGGAGAAAAAGAGGAUGAACCUGAGACACAAGACAGAUCAGGAGAAAGAGAGGAUGAACCUGAGGGACAAGACAGCUCAGGAGGAAGCAACCAAAAUGAAGGAAUUCAGGAAGAAAGCAGCUCGGGACUUAACCAAGUUCAAGGGGGAUUCCUGGUGGAAAGUGUUUUAAAAGUUUCAGACUCUCAUCAAGCAAAAAGGUAAAAAAAAUAAAAAUAAAUAAAUGUAUAUAUAUAUAUGCGAUUUCAAUACCCC
This is a messenger RNA of Megalobrama amblycephala (Wuchang bream), 1993 nucleotides long. RefSeq lists its product as uncharacterized. Lineage: Eukaryota; Metazoa; Chordata; Actinopteri; Cypriniformes; Xenocyprididae. The coding region runs from base 668 to 1942 and encodes 424 amino acids. Gene Ontology annotation, molecular function: cysteine-type peptidase activity. Gene Ontology annotation, biological process: proteolysis. The record is from RefSeq and is a predicted model, not a curated record. The transcript has 12 exons.